This is a messenger RNA of Adineta ricciae, 351 nucleotides long. NCBI's taxonomy places the organism in Eukaryota, Metazoa, Rotifera, Eurotatoria, Adinetida, Adinetidae. The record is from the annotation of a GenBank genome assembly.
AUGAUCGAAAUCGAAGCUGGCGGUCGAAAAGCACAAUGCCAAGCUGGUGUUACUGAUACUAUUGUCUGGGCAUUUGGUGCGUUUUUUUGCGCAAUUGUGAUUCCAAUUGCUACGAGUUUUGCAACACAAGAUUGUGAUCGCUAUGAACAUAAACGAAGAACUGGAAAUCCGAGAUGUUUCUCUUCGAAAACACUAGGACGAUCAGUAUGUAUCGCUCUUCAACUAAUGUAUAAACUUGGACAAGCGUCUUCUGAACCUUGUAAUAACCAAAAUCAUGGGAAACAAAAGUGUGUUGGAAAUGAAGGUUUUAUAACCUGUGUUUACAGCAAUUCCAUAGAGGUCGAUACAUGA